CAAAAGCCAAUUUAAAAUCAGCUUCUAUUAACUAGGGUUUCAGAUAUUUAAGAAUGGCAAUGGCAAAUUUAAUAAUAAAAUCGUGCAUAUUACGAUUAUGUAACAUUAGAUCCCAUAUUUAAUAGAUUUAAUCGAACGGGAACUCGCGUGACAUACAAGUGAUAAUCCAUCUAUAUCCAUACAUAUAAGGAUGAAUGCCAAGAGUAUGCAAAUAUUUGUAUAAAGUUGGCUCUCUUUAUUUGAAUUGAGUUUCAAAAUUUAAGAGCAGCCCCCUGAUUCCCGUGUAAGUAAAAUCAAGAGUGGAAAUAUAUGCAUCUUUAAGUUGAGCCAUGAUCUUAGUAAAACAAAAGAAUGUGUCUGCUUCAUUUUUAAUGAUCAAAUAUAACGGGGCAAGUAAAUCACUCAUUCCCUACAUAUAUUUAAUAGCUGGGUUAAGUUUGCCAUAAAUAUAUAAAAUUCUAAUGAAAAUAUCCUAAUGAGUU
Molecule: messenger RNA, 482 nt
Organism: Paramecium octaurelia
Lineage: Eukaryota; Ciliophora; Oligohymenophorea; Peniculida; Parameciidae
Source: the annotation of a GenBank genome assembly